AUGGCUGUGCAGGGAUCCCAGAGAAGACUCCUGGGCUCCCUCAACUCCACCCCCACAGCCAUCCCCCAGCUGGGGCUGGCUGCCAACCAGACAGGAGCCCGGUGCCUGGAGGUGUCCAUCCCUGACGGGCUCUUCCUCAGCCUGGGGCUGGUGAGCUUGGUGGAGAACAUGCUGGUGGUGGCCACCAUCGCCAAGAACCGGAACCUGCACUCACCCAUGUACUGCUUCAUCUGCUGCCUGGCCCUGUCGGACCUGCUGGUGAGUGGGAGCAACGUGCUGGAGACGGCCGUCAUCCUCCUGCUGGAGGCCGGUGCACUGGUGGCCCGGGCUGCGGUGCUGCAGCAGGUGGACAAUGUCAUUGACGUGAUCACCUGCAGCUCCAUGCUGUCCAGCCUCUGCUUCCUGGGCGCCAUCGCCGUGGACCGCUACAUCUCCAUCUUCUACGCACUGCGCUACCACAGCAUCGUGACCCUGCCGCGGGCGCGGCGAGCCAUCGCGGCCAUCUGGGUGGCCAGUGUCCUCUUCAGCACGCUCUUCAUCGCCUACUGCGACCACACGGCCGUCCUGCUGUGCCUCGUGGUCUUCUUCCUGGCUGUGCUGGUGCUCAUGGCGGUGCUGUACGUCCACAUGCUGGCCCGGGCCUGCCAGCACGCCCAGGGCAUCGCCCGCCUCCACAAGAGGCAGCGCCCGGUCCACCAGGGCUUUGGCCUUAAAGGCGCUGUCACCCUCACCAUCCUGCUGGGCAUUUUCUUCCUCUGCUGGGGCCCCUUCUUCCUGCAUCUCACACUCAUCGUCCUCUGCCCCGAGCACCCCACGUGCGGCUGCAUCUUCAAGAACUUCAACCUCUUUCUCGCCCUCAUCAUCUGCAAUGCCAUCAUCGACCCCCUCAUCUACGCCUUCCACAGCCAGGAGCUCCGCAGGACGCUCAAGGAGGUGCUGACGUGCUCCUGGUGA
Messenger RNA from Pan troglodytes (chimpanzee), 954 nucleotides. RefSeq names its product melanocortin 1 receptor (gene MC1R). Lineage: Eukaryota; Metazoa; Chordata; Mammalia; Primates; Hominidae. Gene Ontology annotation, cellular component: membrane. Gene Ontology annotation, biological process: G protein-coupled receptor signaling pathway. The record is from RefSeq and is marked provisional. Gene Ontology annotation, molecular function: melanocyte-stimulating hormone receptor activity.